ACACCAUACUUGAGUGUCCUAUGCUUCAGCUGACCGCUUGACUCUCUCUCUCUCUCCCUUCGGUCUUACCAGCUGCAGCAGACCAUUUCCCUCUCUCUAUCGCAACCACCCCAGGAUCUUAAUCUUCUAAAAUCCAGCUGACCCAGUUCGAUAAAGCUCUUCCGGUGAUCUUCCAUCGAUACAGAGAGCGCGAGAGCGAGGGAGAUAGAGCGCGAAGUUCGAGGGGUAAUCAAUCAAAUGGCGUCGUCCGACCACAUGGCGAGCGUUGACCCCUGGAUCUUUUCUCGUCCCACCUUCAUCGACCCCUGGUUCACCGAAGCCUACUCUCGCGACACCGAGUCCCUCACCAAAGCCCUCCAGAAAUCCAUCUCCUCCGCCGCCGCUACUACCACCACCACCUCCAACAACUCCAACAACUCAUCCGACACCCUCACCCCCGACGUCGUCUCCCCCUUCCUCAAACACCACCCCGACCCCGCGCCUUCUACCCCUGCCUCCGCUCUCUUGGGGUCCGACCAGGAGGCCACGGCUUCGAAGCGGCAGCGGGUCUCCGUCCCCGGCGCGUCGGGGAAGGUCUCGAAGCGGAAGUCGCGCGCCUCCAAGCGGUCGCAGACCACCUACAUAACCGCCGACCCGGCCAACUUCCGCCAGAUGGUGCAGCAGGUGACCGGUGCUAGGUUCGUCGGGGCGGGGCUCCAGGUGUCGGCCCCGAUCCUCAAGCCGGAGCCGCAGAGGCCCUGCGGCGGCCGUUUGGUCGCCGCCUCCGUGGCGAGCGGGUGCUUGCCGACGCUCGACACGUCGGCGUUUCUGCUGGACCACCCCGCCGUGAGCCACCACAAUCAGCAGCAGCAGCAGCAGGAGAUGGCCGACGUGGGUGGCGCGGCGCAGGGACAGAUGUCAUUUUUUGAGGCGGCGGAUGUGGUCGGCGGUGGCGGCCCAGGUGGCUACGAUUUCGGGUCGUUCGCGGGGUUUCCCACUCUAGAGUCGUGGAGUGCUACUGCCAUGUGACGGAUUAAUUUUAGCCCUUUUUUUAUUUAUUUUUUAUCAGCCUUUUUUCUUUCUGUUUUUCCAAAUCGCCUCUGUUUUGUCGGUA
Molecule: messenger RNA, 1093 nt
Organism: Rhodamnia argentea
Lineage: Eukaryota; Viridiplantae; Streptophyta; Magnoliopsida; Myrtales; Myrtaceae
Product: calmodulin-binding protein 25-like
Exons: 1
Coding region: 238-1008 (256 amino acids)
Biological process (GO): response to osmotic stress
Cellular component (GO): nucleus
Molecular function (GO): calmodulin binding
Source: RefSeq, a predicted model, not a curated record